AUGAAGGCAGCCAUCCUGAUUCAGCAGUGGUACAGGCGUUAUUUGGCGAGGAUGGAAGUACGGAGGCGUUACACGUGGACCAUAUUUCAGAGCAUCGAGUACGCCGGCGAGCAGGACCAAGUUAAAAAAUUAGAAAGAAAGAGGCACAGCAAUGUCCUCGUCAAGUGA
Molecule: messenger RNA, 168 nt
Organism: Chilo suppressalis (striped riceborer)
Lineage: Eukaryota; Metazoa; Arthropoda; Insecta; Lepidoptera; Crambidae
Source: the annotation of a GenBank genome assembly